Messenger RNA from Polistes dominula (European paper wasp), 6769 nucleotides. It is a transcript of the gene msps, whose product is annotated as msps cytoskeleton-associated protein 5. NCBI's taxonomy places the organism in Eukaryota, Metazoa, Arthropoda, Insecta, Hymenoptera, Vespidae. Gene Ontology annotation, molecular function: microtubule plus-end binding; microtubule plus end polymerase activity. Gene Ontology annotation, biological process: establishment or maintenance of microtubule cytoskeleton polarity; spindle organization; microtubule polymerization. The record is from RefSeq and is a predicted model, not a curated record.
UAUUGAGAUCAGGACAAGACAACUAGAUUGAAGAGAUCCUAUAAUUUGUUGUGCGGAAAGUAUUGAAAGCAAUCAUUUUUUUGUUUGCAUUCACAUUUGACGGUUAAAGCUAAGAUUACCUAAUCGUAUGAAACAAACUAUAUAAGGAAAUAUAAAACGAAUUUACUGAAUAAUCUAAAGAGCUGUGUGAAGGGACCUUUUUUAACGUCUUCUCAAAAGGUCCCAAAAUAUGGAGCAAGAUACAGAAUAUGUGAAAUUGCCAUUAGAAGAACGCUGUGUACAUAAGUCAUGGAGGGCAAGAUUACAUGGAUAUGAAGAAUGUGUAAAAACAUUUCAAUGCAUAGAUGAUGAAAAAUCGCCUGAAUGGAAUAAGUUUUUAGGCUUCGUUAAGAAAUUUGUAUCGGAUAGCAAUGCUGCGGCACAAGAGAAAGGUUUAGAAGCUGUGCUAGCUUUUGUGGAAAAUGCGGCUGUUGCUGGAAAAACGGUUGGUGAAGUUAUGAAUGGAAUAGUGACUAAAUGUAUCGCUGCACCCAAAGCUAAAACGAAAGAUUUAGCAGUACAAAUAACAUUAAUGUAUAUAGAAAUAGAAAAACAUGAAACAGUACAAGAAGAAUUACUUAAAGGGACGGAGGCAAAAAAUCCUAAAAUUGUAUCUGCCUGUAUUGCCGCUUUGACUCUUAGUCUAAGCGAAUUUGGAUCAAAAGUUAUUAAUGUCAAGCCUCUGAUAAAGAAAAUUCCUAGUUUUUUAGAAGAUAGAGAUAAAACAGUUAGAGAAGAAGGUAAAGCAUUGGUCAUUGAAAUGUACAGAUGGAUAGGCGUUCCAUUGAAGCAGCAAUUAAAUACCUUAAAACCAGUACACAUUACAGAAUUAGAGACGGAAUUUAAUAAUUUAGGAAAUGAAAAAGCUGUACCUAAACGUUACUUGAAGUCACAAAAACCGAAAACAACAUGUGUUGUUGAUCCAAUAAUGGGUGACGAUAGUGAAGGCGAGAAGGAAGAAAUUGAUAGAGAUAUAGCAUCAGACAUAGAUCCGUAUGAAUUAUUAGAUCCUGUUGAUAUACUUUCUAAAUUACCUAAGGACUUCUAUGAAAAAUUAGAAGCUAAGAAAUGGCUAGAAAGGAAAGAAGCCUUGGAAAUUUUGGAGAAACUUGUAUCAAAUCCAAAAUUAGAAAGUGGUGAUUAUGGAGAAGUAGUUAAAGCCUUGAAAAGGGUAAUAUCCAAAGAUACCAAUGUGUUGGUCGUUGCAUUAGCAGGAAAAUGUCUAACUGGCUUAGCUACAGGUUUAAGAAAACGAUUUCAAUCUUAUGCAACAUCGUGUCUGGCUGCUAUUUUGGAGAAAUUUCGAGAAAAAAAGCAAAACGUUGUACAAGCUCUCCGAGAAGCUGCUGAUGCAAUUUUUGGCAGCGUUACAAUUGAUCUUAUAUUGGAGGAUUCACUCGCUGCGUUAGAAAAUAAAAAUCCAGCAGUAAAAGCAGAAACUGCUGCUUAUUUAGCAAGAUGUUUCGCUUGUACUCCUCCAUCGAGUUUAAAUAAAAAAUUAUUAAAAGCAUAUACAACAGCACUUUUAAAAACAUUGAAUGAACCAGAUCCUACUGUUAGGGACAAUUCAGCAGAAGCGAUUGCGACAGCAAUGAAAUUAGUUGGAGAAAAAGCCAUGAUGCCAUUUUUGACGGACAUAGAUAAUUUAAAAAUGGCUAAGAUUAAAGAAUGCGCAGAAAAAGUUGUAAUAGUAGUUAAACUUCCACCUGCCCAAAAGUCUUCAAAACCUAGACCAAAAACAGCACCAGCUAAAGUAGAGCAAAAUACAAAAGCAAAAGAAAAUGAAACUAAACCAAUGAAAAGAUCUAAUACUACAACUAAACAAGGUUUAUCGAGAAAACCAAUUUCUUCUUCUUCGACAAAUUUAGCUUCGAAAAAAUCUUCAAAUAUGAAAAUAGAAAAAGAUUACAGUACUGAAGAAAUAGAAGAAAUUGCUUCACAAAUUUUACCAAAUGAAGUUAUUUCGGGACUUGUAGAUAGUAACUGGAAAACUCGAUUGUCUGCUGUUGAACAACUUUCUCAGAUUGUAAAGGAUUUGGAGCCAACAGAUGUAUCUACACAAGUCAUUGUAAGAACAUUGGCAAAAAAAUCUGGCCUGAAAGACAUGAACUUCCAAGUUCUCAAACAUAGAUUGGAAAUUAUAAAAAUGUUGGCAGAUAAUCACCCAUUUUCAUGCACUGUUUCUGGAUAUUGCAUAACAGAUAUAACAGAAAAACUGGGAUGUGCAAAAAAUAGUCCAGUUGCAUCCGAGACACUUUUAUCAAUAGCAAGUGCUACUAGUUUUGAAUAUGUGGCUAAUGAAAUACUUUCAUUUGCAUUUAGUCAAAAGAAUCCUAAAGUUCAGCAAGAAACAUUGCUUUGGUUGAGUAGGGGUCUUAUAGAAUUUGGCUGCUCAGUUAACGUUAAAUCUUUAAUAGACAAUAUAAAGAAAGCAGUAGGGGCAACUAAUCCUGGUGUGCGUACUGCUGCUAUAACACUAAUUGGCACUUUAUAUUUGUAUAUGGGAAGACAACUGCUUACAUUUUUCGAUAAUGAAAAACCAUCUCUUAAACAACAAAUUGAACAAGAAUGUGAAAAACAUAAUGGUGAAACUCCACCUGUACCUAUACGAGGUACCAAAAAUAAGAAAAUGAGAAGCGAUGAUGCAGAUGAACCUGAAAUUAAUGAAAAAGUUGAAAGCAAUGAACCAAAUAUAAAUGACUUAAUUCCACGGGUUGAUAUUAGCAAUCAAAUUACAGAAAGUCUUCUUAGCGAAUUAUCUGAUAAAAAUUGGAAGGUACGGAAUGAAGGAUUACAAAAAAUAAGUGCUAUAUUAAAUGAAUCCAAAUUUAUAAAGGGCUCUAUCGGUGACUUACCACAAGGAUUAGCAUUGCGAUUAAUUGACAGUAACAGUAAAAUUGCGCAGUCAACUUUAGGUAUAUGUCAGACAUUAGCUGUAUCAUUGGGUACAUCAGCAAAACAACAUUUAAGGAUUUUAUUACCUGGUUUUAUACAAUGCCUUGGAGAUAGUAAGGUUUGGAUAAGAACUGCUGCGAUUUCAUGCAUCGAUACAUGGGGAGAACAAUGUGGUUACAAGGAAUUCUUCGAAGGAGAAAUUAUAGGUGAUGCUUUAAAAUCUGGAUCACCAACACUUAGAGCUGAAUUGUGGACUUGGUUAUCUCAGAAAUUACCAUUAAUUCCUGUAAAACAAAUACCGAAAGAGGAACUUCUUGUUUGUAUACCUCAUUUGUAUAGUAAUUUAGAAGAUAGAAAUUCUGAUGUAAGAAAAAAUGCUCAAGAAGCUGUACUUGGAUUCAUGAUUCAUCUCUCUUACGAAGCAAUGGCUAGAAAUACAGAAAAAUUAAAGCCUGGUUCAAGGACAGUGGUGCUUGCUGCUUUGGACAAAUCUCGACCUAAUUUACCUAUAAAACCGUUAUCUAAGAAACAAUUAUCCGAUGAAAAUAUACAGAAAACUGUUAAAAGUGGAGGAGCUGCAAAAAUAGCUAAAGCAGUAGUCAAACCAAAGGGUGGGGCAUCAUCGAAACCAGGAAGUGCUCGUAAAAAGGAUGAAGAUGUUGAUAACAGUCCUCUGCUAGUCACCAAUAAUCUUAAACAUCAACGAGUCAUUGAUGAACAAAAAUUGAAGGUUUUAAAAUGGAAUUUCACAACACCGAGGGAAGAGUUUGUGGAAUUACUUAAAGAACUUAUGACUGCAGCUAACGUAAACAAAACUUUAAUGACAAAUAUGUUUCAUUCUGAUUUUCGAUAUCAUUUAGAAGCUAUCAAAUCGUUAACCGAGGAUCUUCCUGGUAAUAGUAAAGCAUUAGUAUCAAAUCUCGAUCUUAUUCUUAAGUGGUUGACUUUGAGAUUUUUUGAUACUAAUCCUUCUGUAUUAUUGAAAGGUCUGGAGUAUUUGCAAACUGUUUUCAAUUUUUUAAUAGAGGAUCAGUAUCAUAUGUUAGAAAAUGAAGCUGCUUCGUUUAUUCCUUAUCUCAUUAUUAAGAUAGGAGAUCCGAAAGAUGCUGUACGUAAUGGUGUACGUGCAUUAUUUAAACAAAUAGCACUUGUAUAUCCUGUCAGCAAAAUAUUUUCAUAUGUAAUGGAAGGCCUAAAAUCUAAGAAUGCUCGUCAAAGAACAGGAUGUUUGGAUCAAUUAGGAUCACUUAUCGAGAAUUAUGGAAUUAGCGUAUGUCAACCAUCUCCAGCAACAGCAUUAAAAGAAGUUGCAAAACAAAUAGCAGACCGUGAUAAUUCUGUUCGGAAUGCUGCUUUAAAUUGUAUCGUACAAGCAUAUUUUCUUGAAGGUGAAAAAAUAACUAAACUGGUUGGUCAGAUAUCAGAAAAGGAUCAAUCGUUGUUGGAUGAACGUAUUAAAAGGGCAGCAAAAAAUCGUCCAAUAAAAUCAGCAUCUUCUACCAGGAUUGUACCUACAAUAGCGGAUACCGUUCCACUGACGGAAGAUGUAGAAAGUGACUAUAAAGAAGACAAUGAAGAAGUCCCGGAACAGGAUGAUAUGGAUGAUGAAAUGACUAAUAAUCUGACGAAAAUUAUAACAACCAAAACUGGAGAUAUUGAUUCAAAACAAUCAAAGGAAUCUUGUAUCGUUGCGCGAUCAACUUGCGAAGUUAGAAAGGAACUUGAUCAAGAUACUCAUCUACAUCCUAAAAAUGAUAAAGGCGAUAUUAACAUGAAUCCACUUCCAAUAGGGCAAACAGAAGCUAUUGGACCUUUCGGAUUAGAUAUGGAUUUUCUACAAAAAAUUGAAUCGAGUGCUCCAGUCAAAUUUAGAAAUCCUGUUCUUCAAGAUACUACUAUAUCUGAUAUCGAUGAACCAAUUAAACUUAAUUCUACUAAAACCCAAAUGAUACCAAUAUCACCACCAAAAUUGUUGAUACCAAAAUCAGCAACAGUAUUACCCGAAGGGCCAUCUAAUUCUAAAGAUGAUAAUCUUGAACAUACUAUACUCGCAAUGGCUAGUCUUGACUUACCUACAGCCAUACAAUCAAUGAACAGUAUUGAUAAUUUAUUAAGAUCGCAUAAAGCUUAUUUAUUACAGUCGAAGGAAGAUAAAUUUAUUAGUUCAGUGAAUAUGCAAUUAAAAUUUCUACAAACGUAUCCUUUGCAUCAAGGAAGCACGAAUGUAUCCAAAGGUUUUAGAACUACUUUUAUGGUAAUCCUCACGUUUUAUGAUACCGGAAUACUUGCUAAAAAUGUACCACUAAUACAUUUGAAAGAACUUGUCGAACAAAUGAUCACUUUACUUGCAGAAUGUAAAUUAGAACGUUUGCAUGAAGCUGAAGCAUAUAUCAGAGUAGUAAAUAACAUAGUUGUUAAAAUAAUCGACAAUUCAAAUCACACAACAAUUAUAUGUGUAUUAAUAGAACUACUUCAUGCAUGUGCUGAAUCAAAUGUUCCUCCAAAAUAUGAAGAAUUGGUAAUGAAAUGUUUGUGGAAAAUUGUUAAAACGUUCCCAAAUUGGGCAGCUGACUUAGAUUAUGAUAUUAUUCUCUUAGAAGUUCAUCGAUUUUUGAAGGAUUAUCCAACUACUUGGUGGAAAAAGCGUUCUUCUGAUACUCCAUUAAGAACAAUAAAAACAGUUCUUCACAGUAUGACACGUGUUAAGGGAAGCACAAUACUCAGUCAUUUAACAAAAAUAAAUAACACUAAUGAAUCAGAAUUACAUUCUUAUUUGAUAAGAUUAAUUGCCACGUUUAAACCGGAUGAACUAAAUACAACUUCAAGGCUAACGUCAAAGACAAAUAGUACAGCAAAAAUGCAAAAACAUUUAUCAAAAUCUACUCAUCAACAGUUGGCAGAAAUCUUCAAAAAAAUUGGAUCAAAGGAACAAAUGCAAGAGGGUUUAAUGCAACUUUAUGAUUUUAAACUUCAAUAUCCUGACGCAGAUGUUCAACCUUUCUUAGUUAAGUCGCACCAGUUCUUCCAGGACUUUAUAGAACAAGGAUUACGAGAAAUAGAUCGGGCACGACGAAAUCAAGGAGUUAUACCGCGAAUGAAUAAUUACAGCUCAGAAUCUACUACAACUCCUGAAAUAGAGGAGAAAAGUCUACUGGACCCAAUGCACAGGCUUGAAAAACUCAGAUCACUUGAAGCACGGUGUAGAACAACUUCUAGUCAGUCAAAUCCAGUAUGAAUUCUCUACGUAAUCAAUAUAUAAUUUAGGUAUCCAAUAUUUGAAGGAUUAGCUCAUACAGUAUAAUGUAUGAUACGUACACCCACCCUAUUAUAUUUAAUAUUUUCCAUUGUUAUAUGAUAACAUUUAUUAGCAUGGCCUCCUUUAUAAUAUAAAAAGCUAAUUAGUAUAAAACGAGGGAAGCGUAGUGUAAAUACAGAUAUUGCGUAUAACUUAAUUUAAUUUCCUCAUGUAUUGAUGUUUCCAUAACAUAUAUAUAUAUAUAUAUAUAUAUACACAUUAUAAACUUAGGAUAAACGAUAAGAAUUUUCCUUAAAAAAAAAAAAUGUUUCAUUUACAUAGUUAUUAAAAGAUUACUUUUCAAUCGUAAAUUUAAGAAGUAGCUCUUGAUUAGACAAAAAUAAACAAAUAAAUAAAAAAAUUAAGUGAUAAUGAAAAUAAUCUUUGUAAAAAAUAGUUUGAAAUGGAAUGUUCACUUACAAAGAAAUAAAUAAUUCGAUGCAAAUUCUGUAUUUCUAUAAUGGCAUAUGUGUAUUAUAUUAAUAAAUUUUAAAUAUGCAAAUACAUAGAACAGAAAAGAAAAUAUAGAUUAUAAAUUUG